UUUUGAAAUUGACAUGAAUGGGAAGCGGUAUUCAUGGCAGGGUAUUGCAAAAUUGCCUUUCAUUGAUGAAGAGCGUCUUCUUGCAGAGGUUGCAAAAGUGGAACAUACUUUGACGGAGGAAGAAGCACGGAGAAACAGUAUAAUGUGUGACAUGCUUUUUGUGGCAGCAUCACACCGUCUCUCAGAACAAAUAUUUUCUCUUGACAAUCGUUGCAGACAUUUAACAGAAAAGGAACGAAUUGAAGUCAAGGAGGAAGUCAAACCUGACUUGAGGUUUGUUUUAAGUGCUAAUUUGGACUGUGGUUGAAAUCAAGUUAGUCUGAUGAAUUCUAUUAUUCUAAUUUAUUCUUCUUCGAGUACACUGCCAAGCUACUAGGAUUUAAUGGGGGAUUUGUGACUUAUUGAUGUUGGGAAAAUUUUACAGUUUAUUCAAUACUACCAAUUGGCACAAUGAAAUAUCUGUUUUGAUGGUUUCCUGUCAGUAUGGAUCAUCCGUAUAGAUCAUAAAUUCGGUUUCUACUCUAAUUGUUGUUCUUAUUAGGUUGUGUUUGGUAAUCAGAAGGGAUUUUUUUUUUUCAAAAGAAUUAUUUGGAUAUUAGAUGUAAUAAUUCUCAAUGUUUAGGUCCAAACAACUUUUAAGUUCUUUGGAAAAUGUCUUAUACCCCACAUUUUACAUGGUCAAUAGGGGUUGUUCUUGUUGACCCGUAAAAUGUUAUACAUCUGAAGUAAAUUUUCAGUCUUUGAAACAAGCAUAAGUUCCGAAAACUUUUUCCGGAAAAUAUUUUAUGUCAAUGCUUUCUCAUUGUGUGUAAUAUGUAAAGCUAUACUAAGCUCUGAAUUGUCUUCUGGUUUAUGCUUUCAGUUAUGUUUGAUCACAUUCCUUUAGUCACAUACUUCAAAUUGCAAGUUUGCAAAGGGGAAAGUUGAUGUUAUGUAUUUCAUUUUUUAGUCAUGAUAGAAGCUACAUGCUCAUUCACUAUGUUGGUGUUGUUGGGCUAGUUUUGCUUUUAUAUUCUAGUAUUAUUCCUUUUAAUCUUAAUUCUGGUGAUUACGCUGCUUUGCUGACUAUACUAUAUGGUCUAGCGAUAUACUUUAGAAUUGAAGCUGUCUUGACUACUUUGCCUGCUAACCGUGAAUUUAAGAU
Molecule: messenger RNA, 1144 nt
Organism: Theobroma umbraticum
Lineage: Eukaryota; Viridiplantae; Streptophyta; Magnoliopsida; Malvales; Malvaceae
Product: 5'-3' exoribonuclease 3-like
Biological process (GO): nuclear-transcribed mRNA catabolic process
Cellular component (GO): nucleus
Molecular function (GO): 5'-3' RNA exonuclease activity; RNA binding
Source: RefSeq, a predicted model, not a curated record